AUGUGAAUGUGUAAGAAAGGCACGCUUUCGAGAGCAGGCUGAGGUUAGUGAGUUGUCACUCGAGGAUUCACUGUUGUGGAGAGUGACUGUAGGGGAAUUAGAAUUGGUAUCGCGUGCUGUGUUUGUGUCUGUGUGUGGGACUGAGUACUGUUUGCACGUUUUUUUUCCUCCUUGGGUCCCAGUUUAGAGUACGUUCCUCCGUUCGUUCCUGCAGAGGUUGUAUUGAAUGUUGCUCCAGACGUUUUGUCAGCGAUCACUAUUUUGGUUGGCAUGUGAGGUCUUGCAACGAAGUCCAAUUGUUAUUUUGGUGACCUGUGUAGUGGGCGUUGGGUGUCUCCGUUCCACAACUUUGGCACGAGACUACGAGUGCAACCACAGCAUACUUUCUAAAUUCAGUAUACAGUCUGCAUGCGAUAUGUUCUCCCACAGUGAAAAUAGCCCAGAUCGUGUGUAAAUGGGGUCGUACAAGACCGCAGGACCAUGUUUUUUUUUUGGGGUCAUGUUGUACGUGAAUUGUAAAAGUAAAGAAAGCUCCCGCACACUGUUCACAUUUGCAUGGUUUACUGCGCCGUUUCGGUCUACUGACCUUCUUCAAGCAAUUCAAAAACAUGUGAAUCGUACAAAUCCAGGUCACUCUUCAGUAGACCUCUUCAGCAUUAGGUCAGACGACCUAUGAAUGCGUCAUCCACCAGUCAUUCAUUGUUGUCCACAGAAUCAUUAUUGUGACUUGCCUUCGAGGGCUGAAUGUAUUCAUUCCUCUGUGUGAAAUCCAUUUUGCAUGUUUGGGAUCACAAACAUGUUACUUUGUUCUUUUGAGUCAUUCUUACUUUAGGCCAAACCACAAAGAAAUGAGCAUUCUCAUAGUGUACGUAGAUCCCCGCUCGCUGCAGCCUUCUUAGCUGAAACAGGCCGUGGCAUUUAAUCAUCUGAUUCCACUCGGAUGCCCAGCAGGAAGAGUUGAGAUGAAAAUAAAACAAGCCAUUGAUUUAUUCUCACCUCCUAUCCACUGACGACGUGCCUUUGAACAGAAGCUGCAGCUCUGACUGGAAGUGCACUCUGUAGCUCUUAAGAAACAUCUCUAUGACACUUUUUUCAAAAUAUUGUUAUAUUAUAGGCAAAGUUCAAAAUAUGGUUGUAUAACAUUGACGACAGAUCACUACAGUAGGAGUUAUUUGCUGUAGAUACUCAAAAUUGGUGCAAUGCUAGCAGACUUUAGAGUGAUGGACACCAAGGCGGUGUUUGCGGCCGUGUACGAGGUGUGCGAGGAGAACGCGACCUUCUUCUCCUCCAGCUCCAAGGGAGGCGCAGGCGGAGGAGGCUCCUCAUCGGCGUCCUCCUCCUCCUCAUCAGCGGGCUCCCCCUCAGGCUCCGGUGGUGGAGGAGGAGGGGGAGGAGGUGGAGGGGGCAGCAGCGCGACGCGGAAGCUGGUGGAGUCCUUGACCACCAUUCAGGAGCACGCGCGCAGCCUCGAGCCCGUGGUGGCCGGCUUCGCUGCCAUCUACCACCACUUCGACUUCGACCCGCACAUACCAGCCAACGGGUACCGCUCGCUUGUCAAGGUGGUGCGCUGCUGCCUCCUCCACAUCGUCCACAAGGGGCGCUACAUCGCCGCCAGCCGCCGCAGCAUCUUCUUCCGCGUGGCGCACCAGGCGGGCGAGAUGGAGGCCUACAGCCGGGCGCUGUGCCAGCUGCGCGCCCUGCUCUACCUGGCGCAGCGGCUGCUGCACGACAACGGCCACGGCAACCUCUUCUUCCAGGAGGAGAGCGGACUCAGCCAGAGCUUCAUGAGGGAGUACGCCUCCAUGCACAAGGGCUGCUUCUACGGCCGGUGUCUCGGCUUCCAGUUCACCCCCUCCAUCCGGCCCUAUCUGCAGACCAUGGCCAUCGGGUUGGUGGCUUUCUCCGAGAACUACAGAAAACACCAGUCUGGCAUAGGCGUUGCGGCCAGCUCUUUCUUCACGUCAGGCAAGUAUGCCAUCGACCCAGAGCUGCGGGGCUCGGAGUACGAGCGCAUCACUCAGAACCUAGACGUGCACUUCUGGAAGAGCUUCUGGAACAUCACCGAGACCGAAAUUCUAGCGAGUCUGGCGAGCAUGACCUCUGUGCAGGUGAAGGUCAACCGCAUGUUGCAGGUGCCCGGCGUGGCCUUCGACCUCCCACUGGCAGCCAAUCCCAAGCAGUCUGUCACCAUUCCCCCGCCCACCGCACACAUAGGCUCCGUCCCUGUCCAGAUGAGGCUGAUCUCCCACGAGCUGCGGGAAGGACAGGACAGUGAGGAGCUGCUGGCCAUGUCUCGGUCGGAGGGCGGCCCCAUGUCCCUCUCCCUGGGCCUGAAGAGCAAGCGCAGUGCCCCCUCCCCCUGGCUCCUGGUCCACUACCACGGAGGAGGCUUUGUGGCCCAGACAUCCAAGUCCCAUGAGCCCUACCUGAAGAGCUGGUCUCAGGAGCUGAGUGUUCCCAUCCUGUCUGUGGACUACUCUCUGGCCCCUGAGGCCCCCUUCCCCCGGGCCCUGGAGGAGUGCUUCUACGCCUACUGCUGGGCCCUCAAGAACAGCCACCUCCUCGGAUGGACGGGCGAGCGUGUGUGUCUGGCGGGUGACAGCGCGGGCGGUAACCUGUGUGUGACGACGUCGUUGCGUGCGGCGUCGCUGGGCGUGCGGCUGCCUGACGGCCUGGUGGCGGCGUACCCGGCCACCCUGCUGACGGCCUACGCCUCCCCCUCGCGCCUGCUCACCCUCAUGGACCCUUUGCUGCCGCUCAGCGUGCUCUCACGCUGCCUCAGCGCAUACGCAGGUGCGGAGCCUCACCCUGAAAAGCAGGUGGAGCGUGUGAGUGCGUUGAGCUCGGUGCGGAGGGACACGGCUCUGCUGCUCAGCGGCUUCAGGCAGGGGGCCUCCAACUGGAUACACUCCCUACUCGACCACCACAGACCAGCCAACGCCAACACAGCCACCGUCGACACGGUGAGGAAGAGUGUAUCUGAGGCGACGCUGUCCUCUCCUCACGCCGACCCCCCCGUGCCCCCCAAGCAGACGUCGGACUUCUCCAAGAACAGAGACUCGCUCAAGAGCCGCACGUGCCAAGACCUGGGCUCCCACCUCACCUCCACCCACACUUCAACACUGCUCACCGAGUGCACGCCGCAGGACGAAGAUAUCAGCUUCUUCCUCAGCACGCCGCCAGACGACCCGUCCAUGUCUACUGCCAUGUCCGAGGUGGCCAUACCGCCUCCCGAUGGCGAGGAGGGAAAGGAGAACCCGCGCGAGUUCCCGCUGGACUUUGAGCCCUUGCGCUCGGAGCAGACGGCCCAUAUGCCCCUGCAGAGCUCGGCGUUGGUGCGCAACCCCUAUAUGUCGCCGCUGCUGGCCCCCGACGCCAUGCUCAAGACCCUGCCGCCCAUACACAUAGUGGCCUGUGCGCUGGACCCCAUGCUGGACGACUCGGUGAUGUUCGCCAAGCGCCUGCGCGGCGUGGAGCGUCCGGUGACGCUGUGCGUGGUGGACGACCUGCCGCACGGCUUCCUCAGCCUGUCGCAGCUGACACGCGAGACCCGCGAGGCCACCGGCAUCUGCGUGCAGCGCAUCCGCGAGGUCUUCCAGGGCAAGGACAAUGCCAACGCGCCCCUGCUGCCCACCAAUGGGCACCGCAAGCUGGAGAGAGCCAACGCCAACGCCCCUGACCCCCUUCUCCUCAACCCUGACAACCAACAACACCAGCAGGAUAACGACAACACAGAUGAUGAUGAUGGUGGCGGCAAUCUGGACCGCAGUGGUGUGUUUGAUGGAGAGAUGACGGAUGAUUAUGAUGAUGCUGAUGAUGAUGAAGGACUGAUGGAGGAGGAGGAUGGAGGGGAGAGGCCGGGGCAAGGGCCAGCUGGACUGAUGGCAGGGGCCAAUAAUGCUGUUGGGGACACUCGGGAGAUAGGGGCUUGAGGAUCACACAUAUACACACACACAGGGCUCUAAAUUAACACCCGCAAUUUCAGUUUGGCUGGUAGGAAAGACCAGCUUACUACCCACUUUGACCCAUUCGUGAGUGCGUGUUUGGCUAGUGAGAUUAACAUCUACAAGCCAUUUUGACUGGUGAUGAAAAAAAGUUAAUUUAGGGCCCUGCGACACACACAUACACAGUGGGAGAGAGCUCAGCUUUACCUAGCGUUCCCAAAGAAUAGAGAGCGUGAGCCAGGAACGACAGGGUUGACUUUAAGAAGAAAGUGUUUGACCAGACCAAGAGGUCUUGUAAGCCGUCCAUAAUAGAAAAGGUAUGGAAGAGUUGAGCGGAGAAAGUUGGAGAAGGUGGAAAAGAUCAGGAAUGGUGGAAGAAUGGAGAGGGAGAGGAGAGGAGAGCACAGACUUAGAAGUCUGAAUGAGCAGACGGACACAGUUACCAUGAUGUAAUUCUCUCUCCUGCUCCAGGACAAAGCGCAUAGCUCACUGUUGCUACUCUACCAUUACCAAGGUCACCAGCAACAAUCACUCAUACAUCAUCUCAUCAAAAGUAAUGGGAACGUUUAUACACAGAAGGAGACAGAAAGACACACACACACACACACACACACACACACACACACACACACACACACACACACACACACACACACACACACACACACAGACACGCUAGGGUAGACACACAUACAUAUUCUACCUGUCGCCAUUUUUGCCUUUGAGCUGUGUAAGUUACCGCUGGAGGAUGUCACUGUGAACUAACUCCAGGGAGCUGUGGGAACAGAGCACUUUAAAUAUAUAAAUAAAUACAUAAAACGUCCUUGGAACUCUCUCAAGAGCCCCCACUGCAAACCAACCAAUCAAAUCGAGUUGGCGACCCCUCAGGAAGCCACUGCACUAUUUA
Molecule: messenger RNA, 4851 nt
Organism: Engraulis encrasicolus (European anchovy)
Lineage: Eukaryota; Metazoa; Chordata; Actinopteri; Clupeiformes; Engraulidae
Gene: lipeb
Product: lipase, hormone-sensitive b
Exons: 13
Coding region: 1200-3932 (910 amino acids)
Biological process (GO): triglyceride catabolic process; cholesterol metabolic process
Cellular component (GO): cytosol
Molecular function (GO): triacylglycerol lipase activity; sterol ester esterase activity
Source: RefSeq, a predicted model, not a curated record